Molecule: messenger RNA, 1301 nt
Organism: Lolium perenne
Lineage: Eukaryota; Viridiplantae; Streptophyta; Magnoliopsida; Poales; Poaceae
Source: RefSeq, a predicted model, not a curated record
AUGUCGGGGGACAUAGCCCUAGGUGGAGACGCUGCAGCUCACUCUAUUCCAAAAUCAGGGGUCCGGCCCUCCGUUCCCCAUUUCUUUCCAGGAUUCCUCGUGCUCUUGCCGCCGACCGAGAUUCGCGAUUCUCCCCUCGCCGGCCGUCUUCCCCGGGACUGGCGGCUGCUCCGUCGUGCAGCCUUGCCGCAGUACCACCAGUCAGCUUCGUCGUGCUGCUCCCGCGCAGCUACAGUACGCCGUCGCACGGAAUCACAACAAUGGCCGCCGGGAAAACUCAAGAGCAGACAUUUUACCGGUGUGCCACGGUGCCACAGACGGCUCACGGGCAGACGCAGGAGCCAGACGCGGGCGGGAACCGUCACCGUGGACGAAACGGGCUCGUCCUCCAGUAGCACACCUCACGCCGCCGAGCGUGGCGUCCAGGAGGAGGGCGGCGGCGCCGCCUGCGACGACUGCGCAUUGGCAGAUGUCCGGCUCGACGAUCUUGGCCUCGUUGUUGGGCGAUAGCAGCUCGGCCUCGUCACGCUGCUGCUGGCGCGGGAGCUGCUCACGCACUCUGCCUCGGCCGCGGCCGGCAGCAAGGAGCAGGGCGUGAGAAAAAAAUGUCGCCGCCCAAGGGGACAACGGCGAGGGUGCACGCGCUGCUUGCUUUGGCGGUGGACGCCGACGAUGCGCUGCCGCUGCUUGACCUAAAGGAUCUGGCGCUGGACCGCAUGCUCGUUGCUCGAGGAGUUGAACCCAGUGUCGCUUGCCGCCAUGGCGUGCGUCUGCGCGGGGCUCAGGGAGCGCUGCUCCAUGGUCAGCCUCUGGGCGCGCCCCGUCCGGCGGAAAUGGGGUCGCGUGUUCGGCGUCGCCGCGUGCAAGGAGUGGGAGGCGGAGCUGGGCGACAGAGACGCGGCCGCCGCCCACCCACGCCCGACCAGGCGAAGGAGCUGUGUAGACUCUCUGGCCUGCGCGUGGUCGUUCACCUGGAUAAGGAGCCGUUGCAUCAAGGAGGGCACGGCCGCCCUGCCGCCCAUACGACAGCUGCGCCGUUGGCCGACACGGUAGCCGCGUGGUACCGCGCGCUCUAGUGCGGCGAGUUCUGGUUCCCAGCCCAGGUUCUAGAACAUCAUGCUGCGACGGGUCCGUGCUCAUCUUGUUUGAUUCUGAUUUGGUUGGACAGUCGGUCAACCCCUCUUAUGUACUGUCUCUUGAGAUGUUCUGUAAGAUGUCUUGUGUCGAUGUUUACUCACGCGUAAGCAUUUCGUAAUGGUAAAUGAAAAUGCCUUGCAAAGUUGCAAGUCUGGUCUUUGAUA